This is a messenger RNA of Physeter macrocephalus (sperm whale), 4806 nucleotides long. RefSeq names its product dihydropyrimidine dehydrogenase (gene DPYD). Bases 133 to 3210 code for a protein of 1025 amino acids. The record is from RefSeq and is a predicted model, not a curated record. Gene Ontology annotation, cellular component: cytoplasm; cytosol. The transcript has 23 exons. Gene Ontology annotation, biological process: uracil catabolic process; thymine catabolic process. Gene Ontology annotation, molecular function: NADP binding; uracil binding; iron-sulfur cluster binding. Lineage: Eukaryota; Metazoa; Chordata; Mammalia; Artiodactyla; Physeteridae.
GCCCCCGCAGCGACUUCCUUCUGCUUUCCAUUUCCACGGGAGCUCGAGCAAGCUGUUGCUUUGGUCUCCGUCUGGAGCCUGAGGACGCACGGAGGGUUCGUCUGUAGGAGACUCCAGGCCGUGGGCAACGCCAUGGCCCCUGUGCUAAGCAAGGACGUGGUGGACAUCGAGAGUAUCCUGGCUUUAAAUCCUCGAACACAAUCUCAUGCAACUCUGCAUUCCACUUUGGCCAAGAAAUUAGCCAAGAAACAUUGGAAGAGAAAUCCUGAUAAGAACUGCUUUAAUUGCGAGAAGCUGGAGAAUAAUUUUGAUGACAUCAAGCACACGACUCUUGGUGAGCGAGGAGCUCUCCGAGAAGCAAUGAGAUGCCUGAAAUGUGCAGAUGCCCCCUGUCAGAAGAGCUGUCCAACUAAUCUAGAUAUUAAAUCGUUCAUCACAAGUAUCUCAAACAAGAACUAUUAUGGAGCUGCUAAGAUGAUUUUUUCUGAUAACCCACUUGGUCUGACCUGUGGAAUGGUAUGUCCAACUUCUGAUCUUUGUGUAGGUGGAUGCAAUUUAUAUGCCACUGAAGAGGGACCAAUUAAUAUUGGUGGAUUGCAACAGUUUGCUACUGAGGUGUUCAAAGCAAUGAAUAUCCCACAAAUCAGGAAUCAUUUUCUGCCUCCCCCAGAAAAAAUGCCUGAAGCCUAUUCUGCAAAGAUUGCUCUUUUGGGUGCUGGGCCUGCAAGUAUAAGUUGUGCUUCCUUCUUGGCUCGAUUAGGCUACUCUGACAUCACUAUAUUUGAAAAACAAGAAUACGUUGGUGGUUUAAGUAUCUCUGAAAUCCCUCAGUUCCGGCUACCAUAUAAUGUAGUAAAUUUUGAGAUUGAGCUUAUGAAGGACCUUGGUGUAAAGAUAAUUUGUGGUAAAAGCCUUUCAGUGAAUGAAAUUACUCUUAGCACUUUGAAAGAAGAAGGUUACAAAGCUGCUUUCAUUGGGAUAGGUUUGCCAGAACCUAAAAAGGAUCACAUCUUCCAAGGCCUCACACAGGACCAGGGGUUUUAUACAUCCAAAGACUUUCUGCCACUUGUAGCCAAAAGCAGUAAAGCAGGAAUGUGUGCCUGUCACUCUCCAUUGCCAUCGAUACGGGGAGCCGUGAUUGUACUCGGAGCUGGAGACACAGCUUUCGACUGUGCAACAUCCGCUUUACGUUGUGGAGCCCGCCGAGUGUUCAUCGUCUUCAGAAAAGGCUUUGUUCAUAUAAGAGCUGUCCCUGAGGAGAUGGAGCUUGCGAAGGAAGAAAAAUGUGAAUUUUUGCCUUUCCUGUCCCCACGGAAGGUUAUAGUAAAAGGCGGGAGAAUUGUUGCUGUGCAGUUUGUUCGGACAGAGCAAGAUGAAACUGGAAAAUGGAAUGAAGAUGAAGAUCAGAUAGUCCGUCUGAAAGCCGAUGUGGUCAUCAGUGCCUUUGGCUCAGUUCUGAGUGAUCCUAAAGUAAAAGAAGCCUUGAGCCCUAUAAAAUUUAACAGAUGGGAUCUCCCAGAAGUAGAUCCAGAAACUAUGCAAACCAGUGAACCAUGGGUGUUUGCAGGUGGUGAUGUUGUUGGUAUGGCUAACACUACAGUGGAAUCCGUGAAUGACGGAAAGCAGGCCUCUUGGUACAUUCACAAAUAUAUACAGUCACAAUAUGGAGCUUCAGUUUCUGCCACGCCUGAACUGCCCCUCUUUUAUACUCCUAUUGAUCUGGUGGACAUUAGUGUGGAAAUGGCUGGAUUGAAGUUUACAAAUCCUUUUGGUCUUGCCAGUGCAACUCCAACUACCAGUUCAUCAAUGAUUCGUAGAGCUUUUGAAGCUGGAUGGGGCUUUGCUCUCACCAAAACUUUCUCUCUUGAUAAGGACAUAGUGACAAAUGUUUCACCCAGAAUCAUCCGGGGGACCACCUCCGGCCCCAUGUAUGGCCCUGGACAAAGCUCCUUCCUGAAUAUUGAGCUCAUCAGUGAAAAAACGGCUGCAUAUUGGUGUCAAAGUGUCACUGAACUAAAAACUGACUUUCCAGACAAUAUUGUGAUUGCUAGCAUCAUGUGCAGUUACAACAAAAAUGACUGGAUGGAACUCUCCAGAAAGGCUGAGGCUUCUGGAGCAGAUGCCCUGGAGUUAAAUUUAUCGUGUCCACAUGGCAUGGGAGAAAGAGGAAUGGGCCUGGCUUGCGGGCAGGAUCCAGAGCUGGUGCGAAACAUCUGUCGCUGGGUUAGGCAAGCUGUUCAGAUUCCUUUUUUUGCCAAGUUGACCCCAAAUGUCACUGAUAUCGUAAGCAUCGCCAGAGCUGCAAAGGAAGGUGGCGCAGACGGUGUUACAGCCACCAACACGGUCUCAGGUCUCAUGGGAUUAAAGGCCGAUGGCACACCCUGGCCAGCAGUGGGCACUGGAAAACGGACUACGUACGGAGGAGUGUCCGGCACAGCCGUCAGACCUAUUGCUUUGAGAGCUGUGUCCACCAUUGCUCACGCUUUGCCUGGAUUUCCCAUUUUGGCCACUGGUGGAAUUGACUCAGCUGAAAGUGGUCUUCAGUUUCUCCACAGUGGUGCUUCGGUCCUCCAGGUAUGCAGUGCUGUUCAGAAUCAGGAUUUCACUGUCAUUCAAGACUACUGCACUGGCCUCAAAGCCUUGCUUUAUCUGCAAAGCAUUGAAGAGCUACAAGACUGGGACGGGCAGAGUCCACCCACCGAGAGUCACCAGAAAGGGAAACCAGUUCCUCGCAUUGCUGAACUCGUGGGAAAGAAACUGCCAAGUUUUGGACCUUAUCUUGAGCAGCGCAAGAAAAUCAUAGCAGAGGAAAAGAUUAGACUGAAAGAACAAAAUGCAACUUUUCCACCACUUGAGAGAAAACAUUUUAUCCCCAAAAAGCCUAUUCCCACUAUUAAGGAUGUGAUUGGAAAAGCACUGCAGUACCUUGGAACAUUUGGUGAACUGAGCAACUUAGAGCAAGUUGUGGCUGUGAUUGAUGAAGAAAUGUGUAUCAGCUGUGGCAAAUGCUACAUGACCUGUAAUGACUCUGGCUACCAGGCUAUCCAGUUUGAUCCUGAAACCCACCUGCCCACCAUUACUGACACUUGUACAGGCUGUACCCUGUGUCUCUCCGUGUGCCCUAUUAUCGACUGCAUCAGAAUGGUUUCCAGGACAACACCUUAUGAACCAAAGAGAGGCUUGCCCUUGGCUGUGAAUCCCGUGUGUUAAGGUGAUUUGUGAAACAGUUGCUGGACCUUGAGGUCACCUACUUAUGCUGAUCUUUUUAAUUGUGAUCAUUAUGCUCAGCUCUUUCUAAAUUCAAACAAAUAUAUAAUUUCUAAAUAAAAAAAGAUAAUUUCUCAAGAAAUUUCUAAAUUUUAAAAAUGUCUACUGCCCGUGACCAUUCAAUUAAUGGUCAUAAAAUAGAAUAAGUCUUUUCUGAGGAGAGUUGUUAAAUACAACUGUGUAGCAGUUAAUUGGAUGUUCACCAUCAGUUGUCCAUUAUGAAAAAUAUUAGCAGUUUUGUGGCAAUUAAUGCUACAGUUUCCAAAUUGCCCGAUGCUGGGCUCUGUCUUUGAUUUCUAAUUGUAAAAGAAAUAAGUAUUUUAGAACAAAGUACAAUUUAACUUAGGAGCAAAUGUUUCCAAGGAAACAUUUUAUAAUUAAAAAUUACAUUUAAUUUUAACUCUUUCUAAGCAAAGGUAAUUAGCUCCAUAAAGCUCAAAUGAAGCCAAAUAAUAAUUUACUGUGGCAGGAAAAGAAAGCCAACAAGGAUUUGGGAAACUUUUUUAAGGCCCCUUCACUGAAAUAACUUCUUUUUGGUGCUGGAUACUGAAGGUGAGAGUAUUUAGUAACCAUUCAUAUCACGCUGUGCUAUUCAUCACUCACUCCUUAGAUGGGUGUCCAAACGCCACCAGUGAAUCAACAUGACAUGCUUCUUUAAAUAUUUAAACUAUGUUCCUAACAAAGUAAGACGCGUUAGGAUGGAGCUCUGGUUAAAGCCACUCUUUUGCUGUGCACAGAUCUGUUCUAUCUGCUUCUAAUAGUAACCUUCAUGAUUACAGCAAUUAAUGUUUGAACACAACCCAGAUUAUACAGCAGUGGGUCAUGUGCUUCAUUAUUCAAGAAUGAAAAAUAUAGUAUUGGAAAUAUAUAUUAAAUGUGUGAUACCACUUUACCAACUCUUUAUUUUAGUGUUUAUGUUGAAUUUUGAAAGUAAUUAAAUAAAAAAGAAAUAUUUUCUGUUAUUGCCAAAUAAUAUCUUCAUAUAUCUCUAUUUUCAUAAUCAGCAAAUAGCAUCCUAUAAAUUAGUUUAUCUCUUCUUUGUGGCAUAUUUUAAUAUGAAUCCAUAAGUAGUGAAUCUUUAUGUAGUCAUCUGUGGCAUAUUUCUGUGACAGAUGCAAGAUCAAGAAAAAUUAAAUGUUUGAUUAUGCACUUUUACCACAAAAUCUGUAUGAUUGAAUAAUACCAAAUAAAAUUUUAUAAAGCAUUUUAAAUAACACGGUCUUUUGCUAUCUCUUGGUAGAGCAGUUUGGGGUUAAUUCUACAGCAAAUUCCAUUCACAGUCAGUCAUACAUAUCAAGCUAGUUCAAAUCUAAUGAAAGUGUCCUUAAGAUUUCUUCCCACUCUUGACUCUGAUUACCCCUUCUAUACAGAUGGUGCUAACAUCUAUACCUCCAAGUUGGACUUCUAUCCAUGUAUCUGACCACUUGCUGUAUUUAACCAUUUCAAACUCAAUUUCAAAAGUCAAAAUAGGGCUUCCCUGGUGGCGCAGUGGUUGAGAGUCCGCCUGCCAAUGCAGGGGACACAGGUUCGUGCCCCGGU